Cygnus olor (mute swan) is the source of this 3823-nucleotide messenger RNA. It is a transcript of the gene CSE1L, whose product is annotated as chromosome segregation 1 like. The record is from RefSeq and is a predicted model, not a curated record. Bases 463 to 3378 code for a protein of 971 amino acids. Gene Ontology annotation, biological process: protein export from nucleus; protein import into nucleus. Lineage: Eukaryota; Metazoa; Chordata; Aves; Anseriformes; Anatidae. Gene Ontology annotation, cellular component: nuclear envelope; cytosol. Gene Ontology annotation, molecular function: nuclear export signal receptor activity; small GTPase binding. The transcript has 25 exons.
GGCCGGGGCCGGGGCCGGGCAGCGAUCGGGAGCGGGCCGCCCAGGGCUCCCCUCCGCGCACCGUCCCCGCCGCCGGUCUCCCCUCGGCCUCCUUCUGCGGCAGGAGGGGGCCGCGGAGGUGAUCCCUGUGGUGGUCCCAUGGCGAUGCGGUGCGGUGCGGCGGUGACCCGGCGGUCUGCCCCCAGCCCGCCUCCGCGCCCCCUCAGGCGGGCCGUGCCCGGCAGCGGUGCCGGAGCAGCUCGCUGAGGCGCCUCACAGCGCGGGGCCGGCCGCGCUUUUGGGGUUUAUUUUUAAUUUCCCCUUUGAGCUGUCUGCUGCUGGCCGGAGUACCGCAGAGAAGCGUUCGGCGCCUUUGGGGGGUUCUGCAGAGGGAGUUUGAAACUUUCUCGUUUUGCCUGGCCUGCUGAGGGGACGCAGAGCGGCGCGUAGCGAAAAGCCUUGGGCUGCUGUGGUUCUGCCAAAAUGGAGCUGAGCGAUGCCAAUUUACAGACCUUAACUGAGUAUCUAAAGAAAACGCUGGAUCCAGAUCCUGCUAUAAGGCGUCCUGCGGAAAAGUUUCUUGAGUCAGUUGAAGGAAGCCAGAAUUAUCCAUUGUUACUCUUAACGUUGCUGGAGAAAUCACAGGAAAAUGUCAUCAAAGUUUGUGCAUCUGUAACAUUCAAGAACUACAUUAAAAGGAACUGGAGAAUUGUGGAGGAUGAACCGAACAAAAUCUGUGAAUCAGACAGGAUAGCCAUUAAAGCCAACAUCGUGCCCUUGAUGCUUAGCAGCCCAGAACAAAUACAAAAGCAGUUAAGUGAUGCUAUUAGUAUUAUUGGUCGGGAAGACUUCCCUCAGAAAUGGCCAGACUUGCUGACAGAAAUGGUGAAUCGUUUUCAAAGUGGAGAUUUCCAUGUCAUUAAUGGGGUCCUUCGUACUGCUCACUCUUUAUUUAAAAGGUACCGCCAUGAAUUUAAGUCAAAUGAAUUAUGGACAGAGAUCAAACUUGUACUUGAUGCCUUUGCAUUGCCCUUGACAAACCUCUUUAAGGCAACUAUUGAACUUUGCAGCACACAUGCAAACGAUGCUAGUGCUUUGAAGGUUCUAUUUUCUUCUCUCGUUCUAAUUGCGAAGCUGUUCUACAGUUUAAAUUUUCAGGAUCUUCCUGAGUUUUUUGAAGAUAACAUGGAAACAUGGAUGACAAAUUUUCAUACUCUUUUAACUUUAGAUAAUAAACUUUUGCAGACUGAUGAUGAAGAAGAAGCUGGGUUACUGGAGCUCUUGAAAUCGCAAAUUUGUGAUAAUGCUGCUUUAUAUGCUCAAAAAUAUGAUGAAGAAUUCCAGCCCUACCUGCCACGUUUUGUAACGGCAAUCUGGAAUCUGUUGGUCACAACAGGCCAGGAAGUGAAAUAUGACUUGUUGGUUAGCAAUGCAAUCCAGUUUCUGGCCUCAGUUUGUGAAAGACCACAUUACAAGCAUCUCUUUGAAGACCAGAAUACAUUGACAAGCAUCUGUGAAAAAGUUAUUGUUCCCAAUAUGGAAUUUAGAGCUGCUGAUGAAGAAGCAUUUGAAGAUAAUUCUGAAGAAUAUAUAAGAAGGGAUUUGGAAGGAUCUGAUAUUGACACCAGACGCAGAGCAGCUUGUGAUCUGGUCAGAGGCCUGUGCAAGUUUUUUGAGGGGCCUGUGACAGGGAUUUUUUCUGGAUACGUUAAUUCCAUGCUGCAGGAAUAUGCAAAGAAUCCAUCUGUUAACUGGAAGCACAAAGAUGCAGCUAUUUACCUUGUCACAUCUUUGGCAUCCAAAGCUCAGACACAGAAGCAUGGAAUAACCAAAGCCAAUGAACUUGUUAAUCUGACGGAAUUCUUUGUGAAUCACAUUCAACCUGACUUAAAGUCUCCUAGUGUGAAUGAAUUCCCUGUGCUAAAAGCUGAUGGUAUCAAAUAUAUCAUGAUUUUUAGGAGCCAAGUACCUAAGGAACAACUGUUGUUAUCUAUUCCUCUCUUAAUUAAUCAUCUUCAAGCAGAAAGUAUUGUGGUCCAUACUUAUGCAGCCCAUGCUCUUGAAAGACUGUUUACCGUGAGAGGGACAAAUAAUACUAUUCUCAUUACAGCUGCGGAAAUGGCACCAUUUGUAGAAGUGCUGCUAACAAACCUGUUUAAAGCACUAACACUUCCUGGCUCAUCUGAAAAUGAAUACAUAAUGAAAGCAAUCAUGAGGAGUUUUUCUCUGCUGCAGGAAUCCAUAAUUCCCUACAUCCCUUCUGUCAUCACACAGCUUACACAGAAACUGCUGGCUGUCAGUAAGAAUCCAAGCAAACCUCACUUUAACCAUUACAUGUUUGAAUCAAUAUGCUUGUCAAUAAGGAUAACGUGCAAAGCAAACCCUGAUGCAGUUGGCAGCUUUGAAGAGGCUUUGUUUAUGGUGUUCACUGAGAUACUACAGAAUGAUGUGCAAGAGUUCAUUCCAUAUGUGUUUCAAGUGAUGUCCCUACUUCUGGAAAUGCAUAAAAAUGAAAUCCCAUCAUCCUAUAUGGCGUUAUUUCCUCAUCUACUUCAGCCAGUGUUAUGGGAAAGGACAGGAAAUAUUCCGCCUUUGGUCCGACUCCUGCAGGCUUAUUUAGAGCGGGGUGCUAACACAAUAGCAAGUGCUGCUGCUGACAAAAUUCCUGGAUUGUUAGGUGUGUUUCAGAAGUUGAUUGCCUCUAAAGCUAAUGACCAUCAAGGAUUCUACCUUCUAAACAGUAUUAUAGAGCACAUGCCUCCUGAAUCAGUUGACCAGUACAGGAAACAGAUCUUCAUUCUACUGUUCCAAAGACUUCAAAAUUCCAAAACUACAAAAUUUAUUAAAAGUUUCCUAGUCUUCAUUAACUUGUACUGCAUAAAAUAUGGGGCAUUAGCUCUUCAAGAAAUAUUUGACAGCAUACAGCCAAAGAUGUUUGGAAUGGUUUUGGAGAAAAUCAUAAUUCCUGAAAUACAGAAAGUGUCCGGACAAGUUGAAAAGAAAAUCUGUGCUGUUGGCAUUACAAAAAUACUAACAGAAUGUCCUCCUAUGAUGGACACUGAGUACACCAAACUGUGGACUCCUUUGCUGCAGGCCCUCAUUGGGCUCUUUGAGCUGCCUGAGGAUGACACUAUCCCUGACGAAGAACACUUCAUUGACAUAGAAGAUACUCCAGGAUAUCAGACUGCGUUCUCUCAGCUAGCCUUUGCUGGGAAAAAAGAGCACGAUCCUGUAGGUCAAAUGGUGAACAAUCCUAGAAUCCAUCUGGCACAGUCUCUUCACAAACUGUCUACUGCGUGCCCUGGCAGGGUUCCAUCAAUGCUGAGUACUAGUCUGAAUGCAGAAGCGUUGCAGUAUCUCCAAGGAUACCUCCAAGCUGCAAGUGUGACACUGCUCUGAAUUGCAUAAAUUUCACAAGCAAGAUCAAAAGCUGUUUUGUUAUACAGAAGGUUGACAUUGACUUUUUUUUUAUAGCGGAGCUCAGACAAAAUGAAAAAUGCUACUUGAAAAUGUAUUGCAGAAUCCAUCUUGUAAAAGAUAAAUGCGGCUUUAAGCAGAAAUUGAAAGAAUUUGGUGGUGUGUGUAAUCAUAGAUAAACGGUGGCUAACUUCCAUUCCCAGUUUAAUUGCAAAGGGAAUAGUCAUAGCGGUUUGUUAUGGGGUUUAUUUGAAAUCUGCAUCUGCAGUAUUUGGAUAACAUUUGGAAAUGUAUGGAGAGCACUGGCUGUAGAAACUCCCUUCAGUCACUAAAAUUCCUUUUCAUUUUGAUGUUGUCCUUUGUAUUUCUUUUGUCUUUCCUUAAACUUUAUCUAAAUUGUGAAUAAAUAAGAAGUACUUGUUUAAAA